Seminavis robusta is the source of this 555-nucleotide messenger RNA. Lineage: Eukaryota; Bacillariophyta; Bacillariophyceae; Naviculales; Naviculaceae. The record is from the annotation of a GenBank genome assembly.
AUGAAAGUCACCCUCAAAGCAACCUUCCUUCUCUCCAUGGUCCUUGCCGUGACCAUGGCGGCACCGAGUGGUCUCCGAAACUCUACUCCAAACAAUAAAGAGACUGCGAAUAAAUCUGCUCUAUCCUACAUGCGACGUCUUCUGGAGAACUUUCUGGGAGGAUUUCAGGCUGUGCGAGACGAGUUUGGCGAUCUCUCUGAAUUCUAUGUGCGGGAUGCCGGUGACGGCGCACUCUUUUUGACCAAUGCCUUUUAUGGAAAGCGAGUGGGACAGAAUCCCGACUCGGGAGCGCUCGAGUUGGUCUUUCCGCACGGAGUUCAUGAUCGUAACCACCAUCGUCACUGGUACCGUCCCGGUACCGUCACGAGGUUCCGUGUGGAGACGGCAACGAGGAUGGCAACUGCUUCAUUUUUGAGAAUCAAGCCACAGGGGAUGUCAUGUAUUCCAAUUCGGACGGGCGAUUUGACAUUUGCUGUUCUGGACAAAGGUACUCGGAUCAAGUCUGGAGGAUGUCCAACCAACCGUACUAAGAUAAGCCAAAGCAAGCAAUCGUAG